Leptonychotes weddellii (Weddell seal) is the source of this 1693-nucleotide messenger RNA. The record is from RefSeq and is a predicted model, not a curated record. Lineage: Eukaryota; Metazoa; Chordata; Mammalia; Carnivora; Phocidae.
AUGAAGGUGUUGAACAACGGGGCCUCCAACGACCCUAUAGUGGGCAGUUUGUCCUCGAGCCUGACCAGUUCCCAGAGCCCAGCCCCUCUAAGUCCCGCAGGAGCAGAGGAGGGAGGAUCUCGGAAUUUAGCCAUUGGAAUCGGGAUCCAGAAUUUCCCAGAGGGCCUGGCUGUCAGCCUCCCCUUGCGAGGGGCUGGCUUCUCCCCCUGGAGAGCCUUCUGGUACGGGCAGCUGAGCGGCAUGGUGGAGCCACUGGCCGGGGUCUUGGGCGCCUUUGCCGUGGUGCUGGCUGAGCCCCUCCUGCCCUACGCCCUAGCCUUUGCUGCGGGCGCCAUGGUCUAUGUGGUCAUGGACGACAUCAUCCCGGAGGCUCAGAUCAGUCUCCGUCACUGGGCUCAGUGGCAGCUUCUCAAGGUCACCACCUACAGGAGCAAGCUACCAAGAGAGAAGCUUCCUAAGCAUUUUUGCCUCGUGACUCAGAGCAGAAUGGCCAGGACAUCUCUCAUCUGUCCCUCCUGAUCGUUCACCAUUGAUCAUCUACCCAUGAGACCGGAACUGGAACGUCAUGAACAUAGCAACCCACUCUCCAAGGUCCAGCCAGCCCAAGAAAAUAUGCCUUCCUCUGCAUCCCCUGAAGGAGAUGCUGUAUGGGAGGGGACACAAAGGGAAGGAAAUCUGUUAGCCUUUUUCUUUCAUUUUUUAUUUUUUUAAGGCAAAAUUGACACUAUUGAUGUUAAGGGAAUUAGGGAAUUCAGACAACUGUGAACACAGAGUGUGAAUGCAGCUUUGAUUAGAAACCUCUGCAUUCUAUGGAUCCCAGAGCAAAGGGGUUUGUCAUGGUGUCCAAAUCCCCUAGACAUUUAUUUCGAUAAAUUUAUAGCCUUCAGUUUUCCAAGAGACUUGGGGACACCAGAGGAUGGUUGGAACUCAAAUCCUUUUGUAGUUAUGGAGGGAGCCACUUAAGCUAACCUAAGUGAGAGAAAGACAUUUGGGAAUCUGCAAUAGGUCCUUCCCUGUUGACCAUGUGACUUGUAACCUCACCUUGAACCCUUAGGCUAUCGCAAGCUUUGCUGGAGUUUGGCCGGAGAGCUUAGGAUGAAGAAGGAAGAAGGCGUAGGAAGAAAAAGAGAGAUUUUUUACAUUCCCCUUGUAGGGUAAAUCUUAGCCAAGUCAUCAUCUUGAAAUGACUCCAAAGGAUGACUUGAAGUAGACUAGAAGCCAAUCUGCUCUUUCCUACACAUAGUUUCUCCAGUAGGGGUGAUAUAAUUUGUCUGCUUCAAACAGAGCUAAGUAAGGCCUACUGUCCUCGUUGGUCAAAGAAGUAUGUGGGACCUUGAGUGGGCUCUGCCAUUAAGGCAGGCAGCCCAAGACCCAGGCGUUCAGGUGUUGUGUUUAUCAAUGCCUGCCCUCUGAGUUUACAUGUUGAAUUGCUUCCAGGGGUGAAUACCCUGCUCUGUAAAUGCUCUGACACCUCAAAAGCCAACCUUAUGCUGGGUCUAUGUAUGUUCUUCUGGAGCACUGAUGAUCAAAAUGGAAGACAUUCAGGGGCUUUGACUGGUUGAAGUUAAUGGGUUUGGUGGUUAGUGUAUGUGUAUUUUUAUGUCUUUGUAUGUAGUUCUACAUAAUGCAAACUUUCUGAUGGACAAGACCUCAUAACUGUGAUUAAUAUCAAUAAAGGGGAUAUUAUUGUGGA